CCUAAUGCAUGCUUCUCUUCUCUGCAACUCGACGUGGCCCUCUUGUACCAUUCGUUUAUACUAAUGGUGGUGGUGUGAGUUUGAUGCUUGGCUUUACCUUGAUUUGCUGAAGAAGAAAAGGCUUUCCUCCUCCUGUUUAGUUGAUCGUUUUCGUUAUAAGCACGAUUGAUUGGCACUCUGUAUAAUUGAACUCGUGAAAUGGGUUUGUUUCGGAAUCAGGCAAUGAGAAGUGGGGAUUACUUGGAAGGGAUGAUUAAUGAUUAUGUCGGAGGAAAGAACAAGAUGAAAGCUCAAAAGAGUGUCUCAUCUCGGCUUGUUACAGCACUUACUUGUCUGCAAUUUGCCUUUGCAGUUUAUGCAACAUUCCUUCUGUAUUACAUGAGUCCUGCAAUAGAUUUGCGAACCAAACCAGAGUUCACAUGGGCAACAAAAAUCGCACAACAAUGGAAGCAAUUCAUUGUCACGCCACAUGUUCUUGGUCGGUACCAGGAAGCCUCCUCUCUCAUUGGCGCUGAAAUCAUGCCAAUAACACCAUCCCAAGUAUGCGAGCAUGAGAAAAUAGACUUCAUGCAGAAGAAGUCCAACGAUGUCCACAUGAUCAAGUUGAAGACAGACCUUUACAAGGAAGUUUUGGACUUCCAGAGCAAGAACAUUGGAACAGAAACUCUUGAUCAGCUCAUGUCACUCAAGUCUAAGUGGGAUUUGAAAGGUCCAAACAAGCCAAAAGUAACAGUCAUCUUGAACCAUUUCAAAAGAAAAACUCUUUGCUCCCAGCUGGAUUCCUUGCUUGAACAGACACUUCCUUUCCACCAUGUUUGGGUACUUUCAUUCGGCAGCCCAAAUGAACUCUCCUUGAAAAGAAUCGUAGAAAGCUACAAUGAUUCAAGAAUCAGCUUCAUAAGUUCAAGCUAUGAUUUCAAGUACUAUGGAAGGUUCCAAAUGGCCUUACAGACAGAAGCAGAUCUUGUAUACAUCCUUGACGAUGACAUGAUUCCCGGAAGGAAAAUGCUACAGAUUUUGUCACAUGUAGCUGGGACAGAGAAGUAUCAGAACUCGGUGUUGGGAAGUAUAGGAAGGAUUUUGCCAUUCAGACAGAAGGAUUUCACGUUUCCAAGCUACAGAAAGUUUCGGUCAAAGGAAGCAGGGCUUUAUUUGCCUGACCCUGCUUAUGACAUCACAGUUGAUAAAAUUGUGCAGGUCGAUUUUCUUUCCAGCUCUUGGUUCUUGUCUGCAGAGCUUGUCAAGACGCUUUUCACUGAGACUCCCUUCACCUUUGCAACUGGCGAAGAUCUGCAUCUUAGCUAUCAGCUUCAAAAGUACAGAAAUGCUGGCUCCUUUGUUCUUCCGGUUGACCCCAAUGACAAGGAAACUUGGGGUGAUAGUGAACACCGGCUUGCUUAUGUCUCUGAAACUACUGUAAUCUUCAAAGACAUUGUUCAAGUUCGAGAUGAUCAAUGGUGGAAAGCACUUUCUACUGGUUAUAUCACUCAGUGGGCAGCAAUGAAUCCUCAGAAAAUUGAUGCACUCUUCUAUGCCCACUCUGUUUCUGAGAUCAAAGCGCUUGCACCCCUUCUUGAAAAGUUCAGGUCUACUGUAGGCAAAAAAGCUUACCUUGCCGUCUCUGGAGGCAACUUCUGCCCUUGUGAAGCUGCUGCAACUGCUCUGAACUGGCCAAAGUUGGUAUGCAAGGAGCGAAGGUUUAAGAUAUUUGAUCUGUCUGUGGGAUCUCUCUCUGGAGUAUCAAAAUCUGAGGUGCCUGUGCUGCAAGCUGUGUACUCCAGCAUGAAAGGUUUGAUCAAAAUGCACAAUCCCAGUGUCGUGAUUACAGUGGCUGACAUUGAUCCUAAUGUGAAGAAAGCUUUGAAGAUGGCAACAGAAACUAACUCCAAUGCCACAACUUUGGUUCUUUUGCAAAGAUCUUCUGUGUCAAAAGUUCUUUGGAUGGCUGAUCUACGAUCAACAGCAUUGCCAUAUUGGAACCGGAUGAGGGUGUCGAUCAACAUUAUCACCCAAAACCGAGCUCAUUCAUUAACAAGGCUUCUCAAAUCUCUGAGCAAUGCCUUUUAUGUUGGGGAUGAGAUUCCUAUCAGCUUCAACAUGGACAGUAAAGUGGACGAGGCAACAAUCAAACUUGUAAACUCAUUCCAUUGGCCUCACGGCCCCAAGACCCUCAGAAGGAGGAUCAUUCAAGGAGGGCUGAUUCGAGCUGUUAGUGAGAGUUGGUACCCAUCAUCAGAUGACGAUUAUGGCCUUCUGCUUGAAGAUGAUAUCGAAGUAUCUCCUUACUAUUUUCUAUGGAUCAAAUACGCCCUCUUAGCCUACCACUAUGACCCACAAGUGUCUUUUCCAGAGCUUUCCUCCAUCUCCCUAUACACACCUAAGCUUGUUGAGGUGGUUAAAGAAAGACCUAAAUGGAAUCCAACUGAAUUCUUCAAGCACAUCCAUCCAAACACACCUUAUCUCCACCAGUUACCCUGCAGCUGGGGUGCUGUUUUCUUCCCCAAGCAAUGGAGAGAGUUCUAUGUCUACAUGAACAUGAGGUUCACUGAAAAUGCCAAGGAAAACCCAGUUCAAAUUCCAAAGUCUAGAACAAAUGGGUGGCAAGCUUCGUGGAAAAAGUUUCUGAUAGACAUGAUGUACCUCAGAGGUUAUGUGAGUCUCUAUCCCAACUUUCCAAACCAGGCAAGCUUUUCGACCAACCAUAUGGAACCAGGGGCUCAUAUUAGUGCAAAGGAUAACGUUGUUAAGCACGACAAGACAGACUUUGAGGUGCCAUUGUUGAAGGUAGACUUCAGGACACUAUUGCCCGGUGGGAAGUUGCCUGCAGCCUCAAGACUGCCAUCGUUGAACCUGUUUAACCAGCCAGUUUCUCUCAAGGGCCUCAAGGCUGCUGGGGCCAAGUUGGGUCAGGAUGUGCUUGCAUGUAACAAUGUCACGGAGAUUGUAGCUGUCGAUCAUGGAACAGGUCUGCCAAUGCACUGUGCAAAGUUCUGAAAUUUUUAGUUGUUUGUCAUCAAUUUAUUAUUUUUUUCAAUAACCGUUUGUGGGAAUUUUUUUGUGAACUUCAUUGGGGGGAAAUUGGACUUGAAUUAUGUUUAUAUGUAAGUGGUCAAGCAAUUAAAGUUGAGGAAACAGUACUAGGAGUUAUGGGUAGGGUAUUGCCUCGUCCUCAUACAUGAUUGGUGACGAGAAUUAAAUUUACGUUUACUGGCAGCCAAAAGUGGUUUGCUCAAUCUUCUUCAAGUAAAAAGC
Juglans regia (Persian walnut) is the source of this 3252-nucleotide messenger RNA. RefSeq lists its product as uncharacterized. The transcript is spliced from 4 exons. The record is from RefSeq and is a predicted model, not a curated record. Bases 199 to 2994 code for a protein of 931 amino acids. NCBI's taxonomy places the organism in Eukaryota, Viridiplantae, Streptophyta, Magnoliopsida, Fagales, Juglandaceae.